Molecule: messenger RNA, 2638 nt
Organism: Cynara cardunculus var. scolymus (artichoke)
Lineage: Eukaryota; Viridiplantae; Streptophyta; Magnoliopsida; Asterales; Asteraceae
Product: probable inactive leucine-rich repeat receptor-like protein kinase At3g03770
Exons: 7
Coding region: 141-2462 (773 amino acids)
Biological process (GO): protein phosphorylation
Molecular function (GO): ATP binding; protein kinase activity; receptor serine/threonine kinase binding
Source: RefSeq, a predicted model, not a curated record
ACUCAUGUGUCUUGUCCUUAUCUCAUUUCUUAUGCUAAUUUGAUCAGUCUUUGAGAGAAUUUUAAUGGGGUUUCUUUGUUUUCUUGUUAGUUGUAAGGAGGUUGAUUUAGGGUUUCAUUGAAACUUUUGGGGUCAAUCAGAUGGGGUUCUACUGCUCAAAUUUGGUGUUGUUCUUAUUGUUUAUUUCAUGGGGUUUCUUUGUCUCAAACACCAAUCAAUUACAAGCAACUCAGACUCAACUUCUUAUCCAACUCAGGAAGCAUUUGGAGUAUCCAUUGCAGUUAAGCAAUUGGGAGAACUUCAAUGGUGAUUUUUGUAAUUUGGAUUCAGACCCACAAGUUACCAUCAAAUGUGAAGGUAAUUCAGUCACUGAGAUCAAAAUCAUGGGAGAUAAGCUUUCAAAGGUCAGUGAUUUCCAUGGGUAUGCAGUUAAAAACCAAACUUUAUCUGAAACUUUCUCCGUUGAUUCAUUAGUAGUAACAUUAGCAAGAUUGAAUACCUUAAGGGUUCUUAGCUUAGUGUCUUUAGGAAUUUGGGGUCCACUUCCUGAUAAGAUUCAUAGAUUAUCCUCUCUUGAACUCUUGGAUAUGAGCUCAAAUUUCAUGUUUGGUUCCAUCCCAAAUGAGAUUUCUAGACUUGUAAAGCUUCAUACUUUAACAUUAGAUGGGAAUUUCUUCAAUGAAUCCAUCCCAAAUUGGCUAGAUUCAUUGUCAAACCUCACCAUUUUGAGCUUGAAGAACAAUAGAUUAAAGGGCCAAUUCCCUUCUUCAAUUUGCAAAACUACAACACUCACUGAUAUUGCUCUAUCUCACAAUAACCUCACCGGAGAAUUGCCGGAUUUGAGUGCAUUAUCUGUUUUACAUCUAUUAGAUUUGAGGGAAAAUGGUUUCGAUUCUGAGCUUCCAUUGUUGCCCAGAGGAGUUACUACAGUUCUUUUGAGCAAGAACUCAUUGAAGGGCCAAAUUCCUGAAGAAUUUGGUGAACUUGAUCGGCUGCAACACCUUGAUCUUUCGUUUAAUUCCUUAACGGGUUCACCGCCAUCUGCUCUCUUCUCGUUGCCAAACAUAAGCUAUCUGAAUCUUGCAUCCAAUAUGUUAAAUGGCCCUCUUCAUGAUAUCAGCAAAUGUGGAGAUAAUCUUGGCUUUGUUGAUAUUUCAAGCAAUAGGUUAACGGGUAGGCUUCCUUCUUGUUUAGAUACAAAUUCUAGCAACAAACGAGUUGUGAAGUUUAAUGGGAAUUGCUUGUUUGGGGAUAACCAACAGCAAAAUUUAGAUUCUAUUUGCAAAGAAGCUAGUUUGAAGAAAAAUCGAUCUUGGGGUAGUGCGGUAUGGAUUAUAAUCGGUGUCAUUGGUUUAGUGGUCAUUCUUUUGGUCAUAAUUGCCUUUGUUCGCCUAUUCUUUCGUAAAAGGCAUCAUCAAAGAGAGAUCAUCACGCUACAACACACGGUGCCAAAGGUCAUCCAGGACAGUUUACCCUCCGGGAUUUCUUCAGAAGUUCUUGCAAAUGCCCGGGUCAUAUCUGAAGCAUCAAAGUUAGGGACACAAGUUGCGCCAUCGAGUCGUGUGUUUUCGAUAGAAGAGUUAGCCGGAGCGACUGAUAACUUCUCCGCAACGAUGUUUCUGGGCGAAGGCUCAAUUGGAAAGCUUUACAGGGGAAGAUUAGAAAACGGAAGCUAUAUCGUCAUCCGAUCUCUCUCAUUGUUCAAAAAAUAUUCGAUCCGAAACCUGAAAGUUCGGUUGGAUCUGCUGUCAAAGCUUCGGCAUCCGCACCUAGUCGGGUUUUUGGGUUACUGCAUUAAUGAAGAGGGUUUAGAAGAUUACACUUCAAGCAGAGUCUUCCUAGUGCAUGAGUACAUAUCUAACGGAAAUUUUCGAACUCAUCUCUCGGAGUGUUCUCCAAAUCUGGUUCUUAAAUGGUCAGAUCGAUUGGCAAUUCUGAUCGGAAUUGCCAAGGCGGUACAUUUUCUGCAUACUGGCGUGAUUCCUGCAUCUUCAAGCAAUCGAUUACGAACAAAUAACAUAUUGCUGGACGAGCAUCGUAUUGCAAAGCUAAGUGACUACGGAAUGUCCAUCAUCACCGAAGAAUUAGAACAAUUUGAGGCAAAGGGAGACGGUCCAAAAUCAUGGCAAAUGAAGAAGUUGGCUGAUGACGUAUACGAUUUUGGGUUCAUUUUGCUCGAAACACUUGUGGGACCGAUUGUAACAGGAAAAGGCGAAUCGUUUCUGCUGAACGAAAUGAAAUCUUUCGGAAGCCAAGAUGGUAGGCAAAGAAUCGUGGAUCCGAUAGUCUUGACAACUUGCUCACAAGAAUCGUUAUCGAUUGUGAUAUCGAUCACCAACAAAUGCAUAUCUCCAGAACCAGCAAAUCGGCCUUCGUUUGAAGACAUGCUAUGGAACUUGCAGUAUGCAGCUCAAGUACAGGCCACGGCUGAUUCCGAACAGAAAUCAGAUGGCGCGUUUUAAUGCAACGAACGAGGACUUAGCAGCAGCAGAAGAUAGAACUCGAAAACUUAGAAACCCAUAUUUUAGGACAUGAUUAAUGUUUAAAGAGCUUUGGACGAUUGAUCACUGUGUUUUCUUUGCAUUUCUUGUAACAAAUCUGUAAAGUCCAAUUCUUUUCUAUGAAUUCUUUGGUAUGU